This is a messenger RNA of Phyllostomus hastatus (greater spear-nosed bat), 4800 nucleotides long. It is a transcript of the gene WWP2, whose product is annotated as WW domain containing E3 ubiquitin protein ligase 2. The record is from RefSeq and is a predicted model, not a curated record. Gene Ontology annotation, molecular function: protein binding; ubiquitin protein ligase activity. The coding region runs from base 408 to 3020 and encodes 870 amino acids. Lineage: Eukaryota; Metazoa; Chordata; Mammalia; Chiroptera; Phyllostomidae. The transcript has 24 exons. Gene Ontology annotation, biological process: protein K63-linked ubiquitination; regulation of monoatomic ion transmembrane transport; negative regulation of transcription by RNA polymerase II.
CUGGUGACUGUGGGUGGAGCCAGGAGAGAAAUCACCUGCAACUUUUUUGUCUGGUUUGAAGAAAAUUAACAAGAAAGGCACAUUUAAGCCUUCAGUUCUCUGCCUGCUUUUGUUAUGAACUACACCUGGCGGAGGCAGCUCCUAUUAGGUUAAAUUCAGCCAGGUGGACGCUGCAGGCCCCCUGCACGCCGAAAAGGAGGGUCUCUGAGUUAGGUCCUGGCGUUUCUGAUUCUGUAAACUCUGACUUGGUGGAAUCAAGUGCUAUGAGGAUUUAAGUGCUAUAGAGGUGCUUCAGAAGGCCUGGGAAAAUGGAAAGGAAGUUCUGAAGCCGCCUCAACAAAUUUCCAGCGCCCUUCUUCUCGACUCAGGGACUGAACACGGCUGGGAGAAAAUGUCCUGGUGAUGACAUGGCAUCUGCCAGCUCCAGCCGAUCAGGAGUGGCCCUGCCUUUUGAGAAGUCUCAGCUUACUUUGAAAGUGGUGUCAGCAAAGCCCAAGGUGCACAAUCGCCAACAUCGAAUUAACUCAUUUGUGGAAGUGGCAGUGGAUGGACUCCCCAGUGAGACCAAGAAGACUGGGAAGCGAAUUGGGAGCUCCGAGCUUCUCUGGAAUGAGAUCAUCAUUUUGAAUGUCACGGCCCAGAGUCAUUUAGAUUUGAAGGUCUGGAGCUGCCAUACCUUAAGAAAUGAACUGCUAGGCACCGCCUCUGUCAACCUCUCCAAUGUCCUGAAGAACAAUGGGGGCAAAAUGGAGAACACACAGCUGACCCUGAACCUGCAGACGGAGAACAAAGGCGGUGUUGUCUCGGGUGGUGAGCUGACAAUUUUCCUGGACGGGCCAACUGUUGAUCUGGGAAGCGUGCCUAAUGGCAGUGCCGUGACAGACGGAUCACAGCCAUGUUCGAGAGAAUCCAGCGGGACAGCUGUCACUUCAGAGAACCGGCACCAGCCCCCCAGCACAAACUGCUUCGGAGGGAGAUCCCGGACGCACAGACAUUCAGGUGGUUCAGCCAGAACAACCACAGCAACCAGCGAGCGAAGCCCUGGUACUAGCAACCGGCACCGCCAGCCCAUCAAGAACCCGAGCCACAGUGGCUUGGCCAAUGGCACAGUGACUGAUGAAUCUGCUGGAGCCACGGAUCCUGAAGAACCUUCUGUUGUUGGUGUGACAUCCCCACCUGCUGCAGCCUCGAGUGUUACCCCAAACCCUACCGCAGAGUCUCUCCCUGCUCCGGCCACGCCAGCUGAAGGAGAGGAGCCCAGCACCUCGGGCACACAGCAGCUCCCGGCGGCUGCCCAGGCCCCAGAUGCUCUGCCUGCUGGAUGGGAACAACGAGAGUUGCCCAAUGGCCGUGUCUAUUAUGUUGAUCACAAUACCAAGACCACCACCUGGGAACGGCCUCUUCCUCCAGGCUGGGAGAAACGCACAGACCCCCGAGGCAGGUUUUACUAUGUGGACCACAACACUCGGACCACCACCUGGCAACGCCCCACAGCUGAGUACGUGCGGAGCUAUGAGCAGUGGCAGUCGCAGCGGAAUCAGCUCCAGGGUGCCAUGCAGCAGUUCAGCCAAAGAUUCCUCUACCAGUCUUCGAGUGCUUCAACCGACCAUGACCCACUGGGCCCCCUUCCUCCUGGCUGGGAGAAGAGACAGGACAACGGACGGGUGUAUUACGUGAACCAUAACACACGUACUACCCAGUGGGAGGACCCUCGGACCCAGGGGAUGAUCCAGGAGCCAGCUCUGCCCCCAGGAUGGGAGAUGAAGUACACCAGCGAGGGGGUGCGCUACUUUGUGGACCACAAUACCCGCACCACCACCUUUAAGGAUCCUCGCCCAGGGUUCGAGUCAGGGACGAAGCAAGGUUCCCCAGGUGCCUACGAUCGAAGUUUUCGGUGGAAGUAUCACCAGUUCCGUUUCCUCUGCCAUUCAAAUGCCCUCCCCAGCCAUGUGAAGAUCAGCGUUUCCAGGCAGACACUUUUUGAGGAUUCUUUCCAACAGAUCAUGAACAUGAAGCCCUAUGACCUGCGCCGCCGGCUCUACAUCAUCAUGCGUGGCGAGGAGGGCCUGGACUACGGGGGAAUUGCCAGAGAGUGGUUUUUCCUCCUGUCCCACGAGGUGCUCAACCCCAUGUAUUGUUUAUUUGAAUAUGCUGGGAAGAACAAUUACUGCCUGCAGAUCAACCCCGCCUCCUCCAUCAACCCCGACCACCUCACCUACUUCCGCUUUAUUGGCAGAUUCAUUGCCAUGGCUCUGUACCAUGGAAAGUUCAUUGACACAGGCUUCACCCUCCCUUUCUACAAGCGGAUGCUCAACAAGAGACCAACCCUGAAAGACCUGGAGUCCAUUGACCCUGAAUUCUAUAACUCUAUCAUUUGGAUCAAAGAGAACAACCUAGAGGAGUGUGGCCUAGAGCUGUACUUCAUCCAGGACAUGGAGAUUUUGGGCAAAGUGACAACCCACGAGCUGAAGGAAGGCGGUGAGAAUAUCCGAGUAACUGAGGAGAACAAGGAGGAGUACAUCAUGCUGCUGACCGACUGGCGUUUCACACGGGGUGUGGAAGAGCAGACCAAAGCCUUCCUGGACGGCUUCAAUGAGGUGGCCCCCCUGGAGUGGUUGCGCUACUUUGAUGAGAAAGAGCUGGAGCUGAUGCUGUGCGGCAUGCAGGAGAUAGACAUGAAUGACUGGCAGAAGAAUACCAUUUACCGGCACUACACCAAGAACAGCAAGCAGAUCCAGUGGUUCUGGCAGGUGGUGAAGGAGAUGGACAACGAGAAAAGCAUCCGGCUACUGCAGUUUGUUACAGGGACCUGCCGCCUGCCUGUCGGGGGAUUUGCCGAACUCAUUGGUAGCAAUGGACCACAGAAGUUUUGCAUCGACAAGGUUGGCAAGGAAACCUGGCUGCCCAGAAGCCACACCUGUUUCAACCGUCUGGAUCUCCCACCAUACAAGAGCUAUGAGCAGCUGAAAGAGAAGCUGCUGUACGCCAUCGAGGAGACCGAGGGCUUUGGACAGGAGUAGCUGAGGCUGUGCCCUCCUGUGCCCCCCAGCACACAUGUAGUCAUGAGUCCUCCCUGCCUGAGAGGCUGCUGGCUGCAGCCCCUGGGAGGCCCCUGCAGAUGGUAGCCCUGCGUGGAACCACAGUGUCAUCAGGCUGAUGGCAGCAGAGCCCAACCUCAAGAGGCCCUGCCCCCUCCUCCAUCCUACCCACUGGUGGCAGUCUGGAAUAAAGCCCCUUAGUCGCCUUAGCCCCACCACCCGCUGCAGUUUGGAGGGCUGACCCUCUGCAGAGCUUACACUCCUUCUCCCCUGAGGACAACUGUAGACCCGUGUAUGUGUGUGCAAGCCCCUGCUGAAGGGCUGCAGCACAAGCCCUGGCCCCUGGGCUAGUGAGGUGAGGAGGAGACUGGCCACUCGGGGUGGCUGUCUGGGUUGAGAAGGCUAGGGUCUUUGCCAGUAUAAGAGGUUCUGUUUCAGUAGAACUUUCCCAGUGGCCUGUACAAAAUGAAGGUCUGAGAGAGGAGCGUUUCCCACACCCAGAGCUCUAGAUCAAGACUGUCUUGCUUCCUUCCCUAGCGGGCUCUAGCCACAGAGGUGGGGCAGCAGGCCCCUCUCUCUACUCAGGGCUGGCCAGUUCACUCUUCCCAGCCAGUAAAGGGGUGUGCCAGCUGCUUGGAUGUCAGUGGGAAGGAAACAGCAACUCGGACUUUCUUUUCCCUUUACAUAAACUUGAAGCAUUUUGUGUGUAGGGUUGCUUCGUGUUUUGUUGCUGGUAUGCUGCUGUCACGUUCUGUCAAGGAGCUGGUGCACCAGGUGUUGCUGAGACUUGGGGGACUUAGCACUGUUAGUCCAAGAAUUUCCCAAACAGCGGCUCCUCUUUGGAACCAGCUUAGCAGUUCUGUGAGCUCAGGCAGGUCGACGUCACAGCAGCCUCAUCCCUGAGCCUUGACAAACAGGGAAGGGGUGGUGCCCAGACCCAGACCACCCAACCUUGCUGCCUUUGAGAGAGAAGAAAUCCCUUUGCUAGAUGUAGUCACUCAGGCUCUAGACCUCCACGUGGGUCCGUUAGUCCCCUGUCGAAAAUGAAGAGCACCCCCACCACCCCAGUGCGUGUUCAUUCUGCGUAGAAGUGAGGAUUUGCCUGCACACAGGAAACAAUGCUCUGGGAAGCCGGCUGGAGGGCCCUGAGCAGCUGCACACAUCUGCCUUGAUUUCUGGAGCCCCCGUGGGGCUCCGUCGUGGACAUUCUGCCAUGUAUUGAUAUCUUUGGGGUGAACACACUCCUCUGGGAUGCUGGAGCGGCGAUUGUCCUAAACUCUCCAAUCCAUCCCCCCAGGGUUCUAGUGCUGAGCACUAGCUGCAGACUAGCUCCAGCUUCCUGGGACCCCAGGCAGGCCCUCAGGCCAGUCAUGGGCCUUGAGAGGAUCGUUUUGUGUUCCCAGAUCCUCGUCCUUCCCCCUGGCCCAAGGAGGGACUGCCCAUGUCCACUGUGUUGGGUGUGCCGAUUUGAGUGGCUCAGCUCACUGCAGCUGAGCCCUUUUUCUCCCCUGGAGUUGUUUGCUGUGCUUCCCUGCAGUGUCUCGCCGCGUCAGGGGUUAAGGUGUGAGCUGCCGUGCACAGUUGGGAAGCCUUGGGCUCACGUGUGUUCAGAGUGUGUUCAUGUGCGCAUGUGUGUACAUAUGUGUAUAUAACAGGUGUCUACAGAAUGUCCUUCGGUAGCUCUGGGUUGGUCAUUGGAUUGUUUUGUAAUGCCUCUUGCCACGGCAUUGCCAUGUUCCUGUGCAAUAAACAGUCAACAGCU